Exophiala oligosperma is the source of this 1754-nucleotide messenger RNA. RefSeq lists its product as uncharacterized. Lineage: Eukaryota; Fungi; Ascomycota; Eurotiomycetes; Chaetothyriales; Herpotrichiellaceae. The coding region runs from base 205 to 1578 and encodes 457 amino acids. The transcript has a single exon. The record is from RefSeq and is a predicted model, not a curated record.
UGAAAGUACAGAUCCAGAGUUGCACAAUUGUCUUGUUCAAACGCUCCAGAUUAUAUUUUAAGAAGUCCUAACUGAGUGUACUUGGACUUGAUCAAACAAAAUGAUCUAACGAUUCGACCAAAGUUGACUACUAGACAUUCAGUGAACGACCAAUACAUUUAUCGACGUCGGGGCGUUCACGGAUUCUAGGUACUUCUUCCCGAGAUGACUACCAAAUGGACGCAUAAGUUAUCUAUUACUGAGCUCGAUGAGGAUGGUCUCCCAUCGGUCGUCUACCAACUCGACCCAGCUACAGCCCGUGUCAGAAGACAAUCAGCCCAGAAGUCCGCCUCCAUCACAUCACGCUCAAUUCUUCAGAGAUGCAUAUCACCGUUUCUGCCAGCUGGCUAUCCUUCCACGGUGACCCCUGACUACACUCCUUAUCAGAUCUGGGACUCGGUACAAGCAUUCGCCUCCACUAUUGCUGGUCUGCUGGCGUCAAGGGCCGUGUUCGUCGGCAUGGGUGUUGGAUCCGAGGAUGCGUCGCUAGUCACCACAAUGUUGCUAUACAUCGCUCAGGAAACGAUUGGCCGAGUUGCUACAAUCCUCUUUGCUCAUCGUUUUUCUCAGCGUAUCGAAGCCGAAGUCAAAUUCUAUCGAUUCUUUGCUGACAUUGUCAAUGACAUUGCUUUCGUGCUAGACUGCAUGAGUCCUGCUAUGCCUCUGCUCGGACGGGUGUUGACGCUCUGCAUCAGCAACGCAUGUCGAGCAAUGUGUGGAGUUGCUGGUGGUAGCAGUAAGGCUAUCUUGAGUUCCCACUUUGCCAAAGCAGGGAAUAUAGGUGAGCUGAACGCGAAAGAUGGAAGUCAAGAGACUGUCAUUAGUCUAGUAGGAAUGUGGGCAGGCGGCCUGGUUGUCAGCAAAGUCCACGGAACAAAGGCCACAUGGUCUCUUCUGGUGCCUCUAUUAAUGCUACAUCUAUGGGCCAAUUGGCAAGCCGUGAGAAGUGUCCGCUUGAACUCUUUAAACAGUGAAAGAGCGGCAAUUUUCUUCACAAACUUGAUCGAUGGCCGGAUCAUGACUCCUGAUGUAGUGGGGGAGCAGGAAUCGGUGCUCAGACGAACAAAUCAUGGGAUGGACCUUCAACUUGGUCUUGAUUUGAAUUCCUUCCUGCAUUUCAUGCAAACAUCAUUGAGGAGCGAAUCUGAUGCACUUAUGGAGUUCAACCAUGUGGUUGAAAUCUUCGCGAAGGAAGAGUACCUGCUCUGGGUUGAUUAUGAGAGAAGGAAGGGUGUCAUGGUGCUGAAAGAAACAGCGACAGCUCAGGCUCAAUUAAAAGGCUUCUGGCAGCUGGUUCUAUGCUUGCGUGGCAAUCUGCCCUUGACCAGAGAUCUCAAGGUUCAACAAGAUUCGACUGCCGCCAAGUCUGAGGCCUCGAAUGUGCUCGUGUCCUCUAUGUACAAGGUUCAUGAAGAGUGGCAGCAGGUCCGAAAUCAAGCUCAACAAGUCGGCUGGGAUCUCGAUGCGACAAACUUAGUCAAUGGCCAAGGACGCCGGAUCCGAGUAAAACUUGCCUCUGAGGAUAAGAAGGACAAGUGAAGAGACAGACUAGCAAACUUCGCUUCCACGUCAAUAGCGUCGACUGUCACAUACCUGGUGGAGAUGUGGUAUGCGAGGGUGCUACCUAGAACGGAUGCGUCCAUUUAUGGCAGGCGAAUAAGGCACGGAGCGUGCCUUGGUAUCCUAUUGUACAAUACAAUUGUAGCGGAGUAGGG